Pistacia vera is the source of this 588-nucleotide messenger RNA. RefSeq lists its product as uncharacterized. Lineage: Eukaryota; Viridiplantae; Streptophyta; Magnoliopsida; Sapindales; Anacardiaceae. The transcript has 3 exons. Bases 1 to 588 code for a protein of 195 amino acids. The record is from RefSeq and is a predicted model, not a curated record.
AUGGAGGACUUUUGGAAGAGAGCCAAAACCUUCGCGGAAGAAGCGGCGAAAAAAUCACAAAGCAUAACGACCUCAACGAAAAUCGCCGAUCUGGUCGCCGAGACUGCCAAGAAGUCUAAAGAACUGGCAUUGGAAGCGUCUAAGAAAGCCGAUGAGAUCAAAACUGCGGCGCUCAAACAAGCCGAUCAGAUCCCUAUCAAGUCCAUCACCGACAUCAUUCCUCCUCAGCUCUCUUCGUUGUCGUCCAUUGCCACCUCAUCAUCCUCUUCUUCGGAUCUCACCAUCUCCGACUCUGAGCUACGGAAAUUCGGUGUCACUGAUGAUUUGAAAGAGUUCGUUAGAGGACUUACUUCUAGUACAUUCCAGAACUUUCCUAUUCAAGAUGAAGCUGAGACGUCUGAUGUGCCUACCACGACUUCGAAUGUGAGGAAGGAUCUGACGGAGUGGCAGGAGAGACAUGCUACGCUUGUUCUCGCCACUGUCAAGGCAAUCUCCAAGUUGAGAUAUGAAUUAUGCCCCCGUGUUAUGAAAGAAAGGAAAUUCUGGAAGAUAUAUUUUACGCUUGUUAGCACUCAUGUAGCUCCGUAA